Messenger RNA from Doryrhamphus excisus (bluestripe pipefish), 9309 nucleotides. RefSeq names its product fatty acid synthase (gene fasn). Gene Ontology annotation, molecular function: 3-oxoacyl-[acyl-carrier-protein] synthase activity; oxidoreductase activity; fatty acid synthase activity. Gene Ontology annotation, biological process: fatty acid biosynthetic process. Gene Ontology annotation, cellular component: cytoplasm. The record is from RefSeq and is a predicted model, not a curated record. Lineage: Eukaryota; Metazoa; Chordata; Actinopteri; Syngnathiformes; Syngnathidae.
ACAUAACCGCUGAGUUCAAAGUAGUUACGUAAUCUAAACAGGACUUGAGUCUGCGCAUGUCUGAACGUGACCCGGUUAAUUUUCCCUUGACUGCUAUCAAGAUCAAAAAGAGGGGCGUUGAGCUCAUUGCUCGCUGCUGGCUGGAUGCGAGAGCCGGGCCUCCUUUCUCAUUGGACUAGUCGGCCAGACGAAGCUGUCAGCCCAUGUGGCGUGGCGAGGCACAAUAUCAGACAUUUAAAGUCAGCAGGGGGACGAAGAGAAAAAACAUUCAAGCGCGGAUGCUGCCUUUCACCUCGGAAAUAGACUCCUGGUUGUAAAGUACUCCCGCCCGCUGUGGACCGACGGACGGAAUAAACGAGCCAACCCCCGUGGUCCAGGAGUCCUCGCAUCCCAUUCAAGUGUUUUUGGCUCUUGACUUUUGAGAAAGAAAGACGCCAAACAGUCACCUGCCAUGGAUGACAUCGUCAUUGCAGGAAUAUCAGGCCGUUUGCCCGAGUCAAGCAACCUGGAGGAGUUCUGGGAGAACCUCAUCAAUGGAGUGGACAUGGUGACAGAAGAUGACCGCAGGUGGACACCAGGCCUGUACGCUCUCCCCAGGAGGAACGGGAAACUGAAGGACAUCAGCUGCUUUGAUGCGGCCUUUUUUGGAGUCCAUCCUAAACAGGCCAACACCAUGGACCCUCAACUCCGUCUCUUGCUGGAGGUCUCCUACGAGGCCAUUGUAGACGCAGGACUGAAGCCAGCUACUCUCCGUGGCAGUAAGACGGGUGUCUAUGUCGGGGUGAGUGGUUCAGAAGCGAGCGAGGCCUUCAGCAGAGACCCAGAGGAGCUUCUCGGUUACAGCAUGACUGGCUGCCAGCGCGCCAUGUUGGCCAACAGACUCUCCUACUUCUUUGACUUCAAUGGCCCCAGCACGGCUAUCGACACCGCCUGCUCUUCCAGCCUGCUGGCCUUAGAGAACGCCUUCCACGCCAUGCGCUUGGGCCAAUGCGACGCUGCGCUAGUUGGGGGAGUCAACCUGCUGCUCAAACCAAACACCUCAGUGCAGUUCAUGAAACUCGGCAUGCUCAGUCCUGACGGGACGUGCAAGUCCUUUGAUGCUUCAGGCAAUGGAUACUGUCGCUCCGAGGCAGCAGUGGUGGUGUUGCUGACCAAGCGGUCGGCAGCUAGGAGGGUCUAUGCUACAGUGUUGAACGCUGGGAACAACACAGAUGGAUACAAAGACCAAGGAGUGACGUUUCCUUCAGGUGAGAUGCAGAGCACCCUGGUUAGUUGCCUCUACCAGGAGGCAAACAUCUCACCAGAGCAGGUUGAGUAUGUUGAAGCCCACGGCACCGGAACAAAGGUGGGUGACCCACAGGAAGUGAACGGCAUCGUCAGUGUGUUCUGUCAGUCCAAGCGAGAGCCACUGCUCAUUGGCUCCACCAAGUCCAACAUGGGUCACCCAGAACCGGCCUCUGGUUUGGCUGCCAUAGCAAAGGUGCUACUGAGUCUGGAGCGAGGCGUGUGGGCCCCCAAUCUUCACUUCAACAAUCCCAACACUGACAUUCCUGCCCUCAUCGAUGGCCGGGUUCAAGUCGUGGACCGGCCUAUCUCUGUACGUGGCGGCAUCGUUGGAAUCAACUCCUUCGGCUUUGGGGGCUCAAAUGUCCAUGUGAUUCUUGCCCCCACUGAGCGGAGUACUGGGACACCGGCUGAGACGAGAACGGUCCCACGUGUGAUUCAGGCGUGUGGGCGUACCGAGGCCGCUGUGAACGUGCUUCUCCAAAGCGCCAAGGAACACAGUGCUGAUGACUGCUUCCUGUCUUUGCUCAAUGAAGUCUCUGGAAGAACGACUGCUAGCAUGCCCUAUCGAGGCUACACUCUGAUUGGCUCUCAGGCUGACAUCAAUGAGGUGCAACCGGUGCAGGCCACUCCCAGGCCCCUCUGGUACAUCUGCUCAGGUAUGGGGACGCAGUGGGCGGGCAUGGGUCGCAGCAUGAUGCAGCUGCCUGACUUCAGAGAGUCCAUAAUGCGGUCAGACAAGGCCCUAAAGGACACCGGUUUAGUCAUAUCCCGCCUGCUCCAGGAAGCUGAUGAAUCCACUUUCGAAGACACGGUCAAUGCCUUUGUGGGUCUCGCCGCUGUACAGAUAGCCCAAAUAGACCUGCUUGCUAAGCUGGGACUAAAGCCUGACGGUAUCGUGGGUCACUCGGUGGGAGAGCUGGCAUGCGGCUAUGCUGACGGCUCCCUCAGCCAUGAGGAGGCCAUUCUCGCAGCCUACUGGAGGGGGCGUUGCAUCAAAGAGGCAGAUCUUCCUCCCGGGGCCAUGGCUGCAGUGGGGUUGACCUGGAAGGAGUGUAUGGCUCAGUGUCCCAAGGGCAUCGUCCCAGCCUGCCACAACGCUGAAGAUUCAGUCACCAUCUCUGGUCCUCAGGAGGCGGUCAGUAAGUUUGUGUCGGAGCUGAAGGAACAGGGGGUGUUUGCAAAGGAGGUCCGCAGCGCAGGUGUGGCUUUCCAUUCCCACUACAUGGCCUCCAUCGCUCCUACCCUCUUAACGGCCCUAAAGGCGGUCAUUAAGAAUCCACGGCAGCGUUCAUCCCGUUGGGUGAGCACCAGCAUCCCCCAGUCGGAGUGGGACUCUUCGCUGGCUUUGUACAGUUCGGCCGACUAUCACGUGAACAACCUGGUGAGCCCCGUUCUGUUCCAGGAGGGCCUCAGCCUGGUGCCUGACAACGCUGUUGUCUUGGAGAUAGCACCUCAUGGUCUCCUUCAGGCCAUCCUCAAGCGUAGCCUGAAGGGGACAUGUGUUUCACUAUCCCUCAUGAAGAGAGGUCACCCCAAUAACCUUGAAUUCUUUCUCUCACACAUUGGCAAACUCUACAUGAAUGGCAUCAACGUGGAUGGGAAUGGGCUGUGUUCAGGAGUUGAAUACCCUGUGCCGGUUGGCACCCCGAUGAUCUCGCCCCUGAUUCAGUGGGACCAUUCCCAGACCUGGGAUGUUCCCAAGGUGGAGGAUUUCUCCUCUGGUGCUGCUGGAUCCAAUUCUGCUGCUGUCUACAACAUCAACAUAAAUCCUGAGUCUCCGGACUACUACCUGAUAGGACACUGCAUCGAUGGGCGAGUCCUCUACCCCGCGACAGGCUACUUGGUGCUGGCCUGGCGGACCUUGGUUAAAAGCCUGGGUCUUGUCAUGGGUACCACUCCUGUGAUGUUUGAGGAUGUCGCCAUCCACAGGGCCACCAUUCUGCCAAAGGCUGGCUUGGUACAGUUGGAAGUACGUUUCAUGCCUGCUACCAACAAGUUUGAGGUUUCAGAGAAUGGAAACCUGACUGUCAGCGGCAAGGUGAGCGUUUUGGAGGAUGCUGCACUGGAGUCGUUCCACAGUCAGUUAAGGCAGGGAUCUCACAAAGACCACCAUGACCCCAAACUGAAGCUCUUGGCGCACGAUGUCUACAAGGAACUGCGCCUCCGUGGCUAUGACUAUGGGAAGACCUUCCAAGGCAUCUUGGAAGCCGACAAUGCAGGAGACACCGGCAUGCUGCAAUGGACAGGAAACUGGGUGACCUUCCUGGACACCAUGCUGCAGAUGAUUGUUGUCGGGCUGUCGGGCCGGAGUCUUCGCUUGCCAACCAGGAUCCGCUCGGUCUGCAUUGAUCCUGCGGUCCAUCUGGAGAAGGUCUGCAAUUAUUCCGAUGAACAGCAAGCUGUGGCAGUCCACCUCACCCGCUGCCUUGACACAAUCGCCGCCGGUGGAGUCCAGAUCACUGGCCUGCAUGCGACUGUGGCACCACGUCGACAGCAGCAGCAGACCCCUCCCACCUUGGAGGAGUUCCUCUUUGUUCCCUACAUGGAGAACCAGUGCCUGGCAGCCAACGGGAAGCUUGUGGAGCAGCUGAGACUUUGUAAAGGAUUGAUCCACAGGCUGCAGCAAAAGUUAACCUCUCAUGGGGUGAAGCUCUCCAUCCCCGGGCUGCAGGGGGUGUCUGAAAGCCCUCUGCCCAGCCCCGUGCCCUCAGAACCCAGCUUGGUGCGGCUACUGGCUCUGCUCUGUGACCUGGAACUGAACGGCAACCUUUGUUCGGAGCUGGAGCAGACCGUGGAGAAGGAGCGGGCGUGUCUGCUGCAGGACAGUCUGCUCCAGGGGCUUCUGCACGGUCCGGCCCUCAGACACUGUGUGGACACUGUCAUGGAAAACAGCAUGCCUGGCAGGAUGAAAGUUGUGGAGGCGUUUUCCAGUGACGGACAGCUCUUCUCCCACAUCAUGCAACUCCUCAACAUCCAGCCCAUGCUACAUGUGGACUACAUCGCUACAGCAGCCAAUCGGGAUCUUCUAGCUCCCCAUCAGACAACUUUAGACGAACUCGCGGUUACUUCAGCUCAAUGGGACCCCAUGUCAGGCCCCGCCCCCGGAGGCACCAUCGGCGGAGCUGACCUGGUGGUUUGUAACCAUGCAUGGUGCCCGCUCAGUUUGGACCCUGCACUGCUGGUGGCAAAUCUGGCUUCUGGAGCCAGGCAAGGGGGCUUUGUUCUCCUCCACACGCUGCUGAAAGGGGAGACUCUCGGGGAGACGGUGAACUUUCUCUCCAGAACAAAUGACAACUGUCAGCAAGGACUGCUCACACAGGCCCAGUGGAAGAAGGUGUUUUUGGAGGCUUCACUCACCCUGGUGGCCAUCAAGAAGUCCUUUUACGGCUCUGUGCUCUUUCUUUGUCGCCGUGGAGCCCCCACCGUGCAGCCAGUUGUGCUACCUGUAGACAGUGCUGACUACCAGUGGGUGGAAACACUCAAGGCAAGACUAGCUGAGCCCUCAGACUCGCCAUUGUGGUUGACAGCUUCUCAGGCGCACUGCGGUGUCGUGGGAAUGGUCAACUGUCUCCGGCAAGAACCAGGUGGCAGUCGAAUACGCUGUGCAUUUGUGUCGAAUCUUGACUGCUCGUCAGAUGCGCCAACACUCCAGCCGGACCAUCCGUCCAUGCAGUCGGUGCUGGAAGGGGACCUUGUCAUGAACGUAUUCAGAGAUGGGCACUGGGGAGUCUUCAGACACCAACGUGUAACUCUUGAUACAAAUGAAGAGUUGACAGAGCAAGCCUACGUCAAUGUGUUGACUCGGGGUGACCUGUCGUCCUUACGCUGGAUUGCCUCGCCGCUGCGUCACUUUAUAGCCGGCAAGCCCAACGUGCAGCUGUGUCGUGUCUAUUACAGCUCGCUCAACUUCAGAGACAUAAUGCUCGCUACGGGCAAGCUACCGCCCGACGCUAUCCCAGGGGACCUAGCUCUGCAGCAGUGCAUGCUGGGCAUGGAGUUUUCUGGUUCUGACCCCAACGGGCGACGUGUGAUGGGACUGCUGCCCGCUAAAGGUUUGGCGACGUGUGUGGAUGCGGAUGAAAGAUUCCUCUGGGAUGUCCCCACUAACUGGAGUCUAGAGCAGGCGGCAUCGGUACCGGUGGUCUAUGCCACAGCGUACUACUCUCUGGUGGUUCGGGGCAGACUCCGCCCUGGAGAGACUGUACUCAUACACUCCGGAUCAGGAGGUGUCGGCCAAGCCGCCAUCGCCAUUGCCCUCAGCAAAAACUGCAAAGUCUUCACAACAGUGGGCUCAGCAGAGAAGCGAGCCUACCUGCAGAAAAGGUUCCCCAAGCUGUCAGCAGAGUCCUUUGCAAAUUCUAGAGACACAUCCUUUGAACAGCACAUCCUCCUCCAGACGCAAGGCAAAGGUGUGGAUAUGGUGCUGAACUCUCUGGCCGAAGAGAAGCUUCAAGCCAGCAUUCGCUGUCUUGCACGACAUGGCCGAUUCCUGGAGAUUGGCAAAUACGACCUGUCCAACAACUCCCCUCUUGGCAUGGCUCUAUUCUUAAAAAACGUGACAUUCCACGGCAUCUUGCUGGAUGCUCUCUUUGAAGAAGGAAACACUGAAUGGGAGGAAGUUUCUGAGCUGCUGAAGGAGGGCGUUGCAGGAGGUGUUGUCCAGCCUCUCAAGACCACCGUCUUCCAAAGGGACCAAGUAGAGGAGGCGUUCAGAUACAUGGCUCAGGGCAGACAUAUUGGCAAGGUCCUUCUGCAGGUGUGUGGUGAGACCACUGGUGCCAGCCUCCAGUCUGCUGCCCCUGUGAGGCUUCCAGCCCUGUGUCGUACCUACUGCCUCCCUUCUCACUCCUAUAUCAUCACUGGGGGACUUGGGGGCUUCGGACUCGAACUUGCUCAGUGGCUGACGGAAAAAGGAGCCCGAAAAUUGGUGCUUACGUCCAGAUCUGGAAUCAGGAAUGGUUACCAGGCAAAGCGUGUACGUGAGUGGCAGAGUCAGAACGUGGAUGUCUUGGUGUCCACCAGUGACGUCAGCACACUGGAGGGAGCAGAGAAGCUUGUGGCUGAGGCCUCCAGGCUGGGCACAGUGGGUGGGGUCUUCCACCUUGCCAUGGUGUUGAAGGACGGCAUGUUGGAGAAUCUGACUCCUCAGCACUUCAUUGCUGUCAACAAGCCCAAAUAUGAUGGCACCAUAAACUUGGACAAAGUCACAAGAAGUUCCUGUCCAGAGCUCGCUCACUUUGUGGCAUUCUCCUCGGUCAGCUGCGGCCGUGGCAACGCCGGGCAAAGCAACUACGGUUACGCCAACUCUGCCAUGGAGCGUUUGUGUGAGAAGCGGCGCCACGACGGGCUGCCAGGGCUCGCAAUCCAAUGGGGCGCCAUCGGUGAUGUCGGCGUGGUGCUGGAGACCAUGGGCGGCAACGAUGCGGUGAUUGGUGGCACCCUACCGCAGCGCAUGGCAUCUUGCCUGGACGUGCUGGACCACUUCCUGUGCCAGCGCAGGCCGGUGAUGUCCAGCUUUGUGCUGGCGGAGCGAACGGCCGUAAAGAGUGAGGCAGGAAGUCAGAAGGACUUGGUAGAAGCUGUCGCUCACAUCCUGGGUGUACGGGAUGUCACCAGCCUUAAUGCUGAUUCCUCACUGGCUGACCUGGGCCUGGACUCCUUGAUGGGCGUGGAAGUCCGCCAGACUCUAGAGCGGGACUAUGAUAUUGUUAUGGCCAUGAGAGACAUCCGCCAGCUCUCCAUUAACAAGCUGCGGGAACUGUCCCAUAUGAAGCCGGAAGGAUCAAACGUUAAAAAGGACGUCAUCCGAACAUUGUCAGAAUCCAAUCUGGCGCAGCUCCUGGUCAACCCGGACGGCCCCACUGUGACGCGGCUGAACAAUGUGCAGAACCAGGAGACGCCAUUGUUCCUCGUCCACCCCAUUGAGGGAUCUGUUGCUGCUUUUAAGACCCUGGCCUCCAAGCUUAGCCUGCCUUGCUAUGGCUUGCAAUGCACCAAAGCUGCUCCUUUGGACAGCAUCCAGUCUCUGGCGACGUACUACAUUGACUGCAUCAGACAAGUUCAGCCAGACGGCCUAUAUCGAAUUGCCGGCUACUCGUUUGGUGCCUGUGUGGCGUUUGAAAUGUGCUCUCAGCUGCAGAACCAGAAAUUGGCUGUGGAGAAUCUCUUUCUGUUUGAUGGAUCCCACUCCUACGUGGCAGCCUAUACGCAGAGCUACAGAGCCAAGCUGACACCAGACAAGGAGUCUGAGGCUGAAACGGAAGCCUUGUGUGCCUUCAUCCAGCAGUUCACUGGCACCGAGUACAACAAGCUCCUGGAGACGCUCCUCCCGCUGCCAGACCUGGAGGCCCGUGUCACCGCAGCCGUGGACCUCAUCACGUCCAGCCACAAGAACAUCAGCAGAAACAUGCUGCACUUCGCCGCCACCACCUUUUACUACAAGCUGAAGGCGGCAGACGCUUACGUCCCUGCCACCAAGUACGACGGCGACGUGAUGCUACUGCGAGCCAAAACCAGCAGUGAAUACGGGCAAAACCUGGGGGCGGACUACAAGCUCAGCGAGGUGUGCAGCGGCAAAGUGUCAGUCCACAUCAUCGAGGGCGACCACCACACGUUUUUGGAAGGAGAGGGUGCGGAGUCCAUCGUCAGCAUCAUUCACAGCUCACUGACUGAGCCAAGAGUGACACCAAGGGAGGGUUAGCUCCCUUUGGGCCACUUAGUUUAGGAUAUCUUUGGCUUUCUUUCAUUGAGGGAGGAUCCUAGACUAAGUCUUACACACUCAAUGUUUACAAUCUGUGCCAUUUUGCUACAUUAGCCAUGAUCUUAAAUGUCCCUAAAAUGCUAUUUCAACAUACAAGCAUGUUAGUCUGUCAUGCAGCUUGGGCCUGGGCUCAUUUUCAUUUGUCUGGGCCUCACUCGGACAGAAAAAACAUGCAAAUGGAGGCCGAUGUUGAAUGAGCUUUAGUGCUUUUCACAUUGAAUAUUCCCGUACGUCUAUUUAACGUGUCUACUUUUCAUCCUGACUCUCUUCACAUGACAGUUACAGGGAAUGAUAGAUACCAAAUAAUGGGACGCACACAGCAGCGCUAAAUCAUGCUGCACAUUUCAAUGAAGAUCAUGUUGAAUUUCACAGUAAGACCCGUCGUUACGGAGGUGACGCUGAUUGAAAAGGAGGUCAUGUUCACCCCUUUUUUUUUCUGGCAAAAUGUUUUUAUUUCAUUUUCUCCUCAAUGACUUCGGAAUUGAGAGCGUUUGUUACUGUUAAGAUGAAAGUCAUUUACAUACAGUCGUCCCUCGUGGCUUCACUCUGUUAAAAUAUAUUCAUUCAUCAUUGUGCAAGUAUAUACAAACUAAUGGGAGAAGUAGUAGUAUUCUACACUGGCCACUAGGUGGCAGCAAUGUUACAUUGAUAGAAUAGCCACAGUACAAAUACUGGUACUUGAAAAAAAAAGUAUUAAAAAACGUGAGUCGAAAUGAUGUCUUAUUUUCUAUUAUGUGUCAUACUUGUGUAAAGGCGACUAUAGGGGUGUUAUUCCAUGUCUAGAGGGCUCUAAUAGUGGGAAUUAACUCAUCACAGUUUGGUCUGGAACCAAUUAACCGCAAUAAACGAGGGGCGACUGUAUGUGGACAUGAACAAUCACUCCCAAUUAGGCCCUCCUUUUGCAACCUAGCCAAGAUGGCCACUGAUGAGAUGUAAUGUGUCCACAGUGAUGGACCCAUAAUAAUGGUUAAUGGAGGGAUUACAGCCUUCCACGGAAGACCCCACCCAGCCAUAGUAUUACUCUGAAUAACAUAGGUGGGACUAGUAGUUGUCUGUGAUACUAAUGCCUGUUGUAUGCGUUGCAGAGCCUUUAGCCCCUAAAUGAGUGUCAACUGGGAUCUUGGCUGUGAAAAAUGCAACAGCUCACCUCGUCUCUGAGAUGCUUGGCUAGUCAAUGAAGAGCACUGAGGUGACUGGAGACACGUGUACUAGAACAGCCUACUGAUCUGUACAUCCGCUAAUAAAGGCCUCUGUGAACUCAA